This is a messenger RNA of Vicia villosa (hairy vetch), 814 nucleotides long. RefSeq lists its product as uncharacterized. The record is from RefSeq and is a predicted model, not a curated record. The coding region runs from base 206 to 640 and encodes 144 amino acids. Lineage: Eukaryota; Viridiplantae; Streptophyta; Magnoliopsida; Fabales; Fabaceae. The transcript is spliced from 3 exons.
AAAUCAGCGAGGGUAAUUCAGUCACACCGAAACCCUAGAGUUAGGGUUUAAUUCCUCCCUAUCAAUUUCGCAUCUAGAUUGAUUCUUCCAAGAUUGAUUUUGUUUAUAUUUUCCAUAUCGAAUCAAUCUCAGCGUGUUCGGUCUCAGUUCCUUCAAAGGGCUUUAUCGCCCAUUUCGCAUUCAAACCCAUGGUCUUCACUUUUCCAUGGAUCUCUCUUCACUACCUUCCAAUUCUCCCAUUCAACAAGAAGAAGACGAGUGGGACACUGAUGGAUUUGUGAUUCCGAGUCUUGGAAUUGAAGAGUCUAAUCAAAGGAAAGAAAAUGUUGCAAGCAUAGAACCAUCAAAUUCUGCUGCAAAGGUGAAGAAGGAAGAGAACAUCUAUCUUGGCCCACACGGGGCGCCUCCUUCACAGUCAAAACAGAAGGAAGAGGUAAAUUUAUCAAACCGAAAGCAGCGGUUCAAGCAAAAGCUGAAAGAAGCCGAUAAGAAAAAUAGUGGAACAGGUAGGGAGAAUAAAUUGGAUAACUUGAGGGAGCUUGUGGGUGCGGGGAAAGCAAAUGCGGGUAUGGCAAAGAGAUCUUCUCCUAAGGACUGGUUAGAUCCACAUUGCCAUGAAGCUGAGUUUGAGAGGAGGUGAUUCGCACAGAAGAUUUUAGUUUCUUUUAAGUUAUUUAUACUUGGACAAAAUCUUCCCUUGUUAUAAUUUUGAUUUGAUGGAUCACUCAAGACAUAAGUUUCAGAGGUUUUGUACUCUGACAAUAAAUUCAUCACCCGAUGUUUCAAUACUCGAUACUCAAGUUCUUAUGCUCAA